Pisolithus orientalis is the source of this 2214-nucleotide messenger RNA. Its product is annotated as translation initiation factor eIF-3b. Gene Ontology annotation, biological process: translational initiation. The transcript is spliced from 9 exons. Gene Ontology annotation, cellular component: eukaryotic translation initiation factor 3 complex. The record is from RefSeq and is a predicted model, not a curated record. NCBI's taxonomy places the organism in Eukaryota, Fungi, Basidiomycota, Agaricomycetes, Boletales, Pisolithaceae. Bases 1 to 2214 code for a protein of 737 amino acids. Gene Ontology annotation, molecular function: translation initiation factor activity; RNA binding; translation initiation factor binding.
AUGGCCGUACCAAACAGUGGUUUGUACGAUGAGAUAGAAGCAGAACUGGAUUUCUCGGAUAUCGAGGCAAAAUACCGUGUUGACUUGGACGACAACCUUGAUAAUCUCAUCGUUGUAGAUGGUGUACCAGUGAUCGAUAAGUCCAAAUUAGAGAAGCUAGUUGCGAAGAUCUCCAAAGAAUUUACUAAGAAAGGGGCUGCGGUCAAACCAGAUAAUAUUUUCGUACCAUGGGACGAUUUCACAGGAAAAAGCAAGGGGUUCAUAUUCAUGGACCUCGGUAGUGCAGAUGCCGCCACUCACGCGGCCAAUGCAAUGAAUGGGCAUCCGUUUGAUGCCAGACAUACUUUCUACGUGAACAAAUUUACGGACAUAGAACAAUUUGCAAGUAUGGACGAAAUGUACAUCGAGCCAAAGGUUGAGGAAUACCGCCCAAAGGAACACUUGAAAGCCUGGCUUGCCGACCCACUGGGUCGAGAUCAGUAUGUCACUUAUCGUGGCGACGACGUCGAGAUACAUUGGCACGGAAAAGCAUCGCAAUGUGAGGUGGCUUAUUCCAAAAAGAACUGGACUGAACUUUACGUUUCCUGGUCACCUAUGGGAACAUAUUUCGCAACACUUUUUCGCCAAGGUGUCCGGCUGUGGGGUGGUCCAUCAUGGGAGCCCCAGCAACGCUUUGCCCAUCCAUUGGUAAAGUUGAUGGACUUUUCACCCUGCGAGCAAUACCUUGUUACGUGGUCUCAUGAUCCCAUAACUGUGCCUCCAAACCUUCCCCAAGGACCUGAGUUUUUUUCCCCUGAAGAUGAAGGCAAUAAUAUCGCGGUCUGGGACAUUAAAUCUGGCCACCUCCUCCGGACGUUUCCCACUUCUUUGAUUGAAGGCGAGGAUUCGUCGAUGAAAAAGCAAAUGCAAUGGCCGGCACUCAAAUGGAGCCUAGACGACAAAUUUGUCGCCCGGGUAACACCGGGCCAGCAGAUUAGCGUUUAUGAGCUGCCAAGUAUGGGCUUGCACGACAAAAAGAGCAUAAAGAUCGAGGGCGUUAUUGACUUUGAAUGGUGUCCUCAUGGUGAAAAGGACAGGGACGAAGCCGAGAAGGCUGUCAAAAGCGGCAAAACUCCGAAGAAGGCCAAGGAAAAUAUGCUGGCGUACUGGACUCCAGAGGUUGCCAAUCAGCCUGCUCGAGUCACGCUGCUGGAGUUCCCAAGCCGCAGGAUUCUGCGCCAGAAGAACCUUUUCAACGUUACCGAGUGCAAACUAUAUUGGCAGAAUCAGGGCGACUUCUUGUGCGUCAAAGUGGACCGCCAUACGAAAACCAAGAAGUCGAUCCUGUGCAGUCUGGAGAUUUUCCGAAUACGCGAGAAGGACUUCCCAGUUGAAGUAGUGGAGCUAAAGGACACCGUCACCGAUUUCUCAUGGGAACCUAAAGGAGAGCGUUUUGCUAUCGUCUCAAGCAAUGACCCCAACCUAGGAAAUCCCGCUCCCGGCAUCACGAUCAAAACUGACAUUAGCUUCUACCAGCUCGAUCGAGGCAAGAAUGACUUCAGGUUAUUGCGUACCCUCGCAUCACGCACAAGCAACACCAUUCGUUGGUCACCACGUGGGCGACAUGUUGUCCUUGCAACGGUUGGGUCGUCGACCAAAUCCGAGCUAGAGUUCUGGGAUUUGGACUUCAACAAUGAAGAUCGUAGGGAGGGACAGGCGGCUGAAUGGGGCAGCGGCAUUCAACACGUUGGCUCUGCAGAUCAUUAUGGGGUCACUGAUGUAGAAUGGGACCCCAGUGGUCGUUAUCUUGCAACCAGUGCGAGCGCUUGGCGGCAUACUCUCGAAAACGGCUACGCGAUCUGGGAUUUCCGUGGCCAAGUGAUCGAAAAACACAUUUUGGACCGCUUCAAGCAAUUUAUCUGGCGACCCCGCCCCCCGACACUACUGACGAAGGAGCAGCAGCGUCAGAUACGCCGCAACCUCAAGGAAUACAGCCGCACAUUCGACGAAGACGACGCAGCAGAGGAAAGCAAUGUCAGCGCUGAACUCAUCGCUCUCCGUAAGCGCCUUGUGGACGAAUGGAAUGCAUGGCGAGUGCGGUGCAAACGCGAUCUCGUUGAUGAGAAGCGGAGCAGGGGUCAAAGGGUGGAUGGUGAUAGGCACGCAGAAGAGAAGGAGGAAAUCGAGGAGUGGAUUGACGAAGUCAUUGAACAGAUUGAGGAGGUGGCAGAAUGA